AUGUGGGUCGCGGAGCAGUUACAGGAGACGUUACAGGAAAACCGCAGCGAAAAGACCGUGGUGGGAACCGAGGCAGACCAUGCCUGCGGACCCCGGGGAAGGGGAAAUGGUGGCGAGGGUCACCUUCACCUUGGGUCUGGGGCACCACUCCCCGGCCUCAGCCAAGCGGGACACCAGCGAGCGGGAGGCGGGGGUGGUUCACUGGCUCCAGGCAAGGGCGACCCGGAGGCCGGGGGCGCGGAGUCUGUGGCGGGGAAGCCGCGAGGACACGGGAGCCCUGUUCCUAGACGCCCGGGAACAGGUGGCUGCUCACGUGGCGAACACGGGGACGGGAGGCCGGGGAGGCUGCGACAGCGCUUACCGCUGGGCACAGGGGCCCUCGGCUCCAGCGGGCACCCAAGUGGAGCCGCGCGCUCGGCCCGGGCGCUGCGGGCGGGGAGGGAGCAGGGGGCGGGGCCUCUGCGGCGGGCCCCUCCCCUCCGAACGCGGGACUGGCUCUGGGCUCCAAGGCCUCCCACCGGACCAGUGGGUCUCCUUCACCACUGCUUUGGACCUUGGACCUCGCCUUUCCUCCUGAUGGACCCCAAGUGCUCCUGCCCCACUGCUGCGCUGGCUCCUGCUCCUGCAAGGCCUGCAGAUGCCCCUCCUGCAAGAAGAGAAGAGUGCAGGGCCUCCUCUGGGAACUUCGGGGCUGAGCUGAGUCCUAGGGGGGACCCAGAGCUCAGCAGGCGGGAGCAGGACACUGACCGCACUUCCUGGCACCCCCCUCACCGGGAACUGAUUCUGAAUCACCUGGAAUCACCUCAGACAUGACUGAACAUCAAGCUCGCACUAGGGAACUGGGAAAUGGAGGCCCGGACGGUCCCAACCAAACAGACUCAGACUCAUCACUAGAUCUAGUUCUCCUUCCUCCUGAUUCAGGUUUCUGAAUCCUCUCAUGGACUGAAGCACCUUAGGGACAUGAGCUAGUGACCAUGUGUGGCUUCUCUGACCGGGUUCUGCCUUUUCCUGUAAGCAGCUCAGACCAUCCCUAUUCCCACUGGGAGGUGCUCUGUGAAGGUCACGGCCUCCACAUUGACCUGGAGAAUAUUCUUUCUUAAGUGAUGGCUCUGGGAGCUGGCUCUCUCUUGUCCCCAGAGGCCCUGGUCACUGUCUCUCUGAGGCCCUGUGCCCUGUCCUGGGCAAACAUGGGGCAGGAAAGCUUAACCUGGUAACCGACAGCAAUGAUGUCAGGACAGCGGACUCCAUGAAACUCAGGGUCUGGGCGUCAGGGCAGCUUGUGUCAGGCCUGCUGGUGGGAAGGGUGUUGCUGGGUAACGUGUGCUCUGACGUUACCUUGCCGUUGCCUCCCCAGGCUGCUGCUCCUGCAGACCCGUGGGCUGUGCCAAGUGUGCCAGGGCUAUGUCUGCAAAGGGACCUAGGACAAGUGCAGCUGCUGUGCCUGAUGUAGGGGAAACCCUGCCCCACGUGUCCACAGAGCAACCAGGGCAAACCUGCAGUUUAUUCUUUUUCAUACAACGUGACUCGAUGCCACAUUUCUGUUUCUAUGAAAUUCCUGAGUGGAAAUAAAAGUUGUUGACUUUAUUCUGGCCCUGUUUUCCUUUGUUUGUCUUGGACACAGAAACUUCAUGACCAUGAGGACUGGGGUGACGAACUGGAGUGGAAGCCCAGAGACCUGGGUUCUGGACCAGAUAGUAGCCCCCUCAUACCCCCAUUCAUUGUGGUCACCUCUCAUAUCUUCAGCUUCUCGGCUCAAAAUGAAAGCAUCGUCCAGAUGAUUAGGGCAUCAGACAAUGGCAGGAUUCAC
This is a messenger RNA of Bubalus bubalis (water buffalo), 1807 nucleotides long. RefSeq names its product collagen alpha-1(VII) chain. The coding region runs from base 1 to 813 and encodes 270 amino acids. Lineage: Eukaryota; Metazoa; Chordata; Mammalia; Artiodactyla; Bovidae. The transcript is spliced from 2 exons. The record is from RefSeq and is a predicted model, not a curated record.